Cynocephalus volans (Philippine flying lemur) is the source of this 4997-nucleotide messenger RNA. It is a transcript of the gene FEM1B, whose product is annotated as fem-1 homolog B. The record is from RefSeq and is a predicted model, not a curated record. The transcript has 2 exons. The coding region runs from base 616 to 2499 and encodes 627 amino acids. Lineage: Eukaryota; Metazoa; Chordata; Mammalia; Dermoptera; Cynocephalidae. Gene Ontology annotation, biological process: regulation of gene expression. Gene Ontology annotation, cellular component: nucleus. Gene Ontology annotation, molecular function: protein binding.
CUAGCCUUCCUGCUCGCCUCAAGUUCCGGCGCUGCUCCUGCGGGAGCGUUCCGCGUCGCUCCGCAGCCAUCGACGGCUCCCAGUACUUCUGAGCUUCAGUGGGCGAGGGCCUGCAGGUUUCCUCCAGCCAGGGACGGCGGAGAGCAGAGGCGAAGGCACUUGAGGCCUUAGGCCGUGGCUGCCGGGGCGGGUGAGACGCGCCCAUCCUCGGCCAUUUGAGGCGCGCGCGGCCCUCGCGGGACUCCGCCGGCGACCCGUAGCUCGGGCACGCGCCUGUCGCAGCCUGCAGGAAGGAGGGGUCCGGCCCGAGGCCCGGGGUGGCGACCGCCAUGGAGAUCCCCUCGGCCCAGAGCGGGCGCCUAGGGCCUUGGGGGCGGCCCUGAGCGCCCUCCUCCCUGCCCAGGCUGGGUCGCGGACGUGCCCCCGCGGCAGUCGGCCACAUCUGCGUCCCCGCCCUCUCUGGGCCGCGCUGCUGCCUGGGCGCGGCGGCGGCGGCGGCGCCCUAUUGAAUGGGCUGUGCGGGCCCAGGUUUGAAGCGCUGGCGAACGCGGCCUCCGGGGGCGCAAGGCAGCAGCAGCGGUGGCGACCAAACGGGUGCUGGAGUUGGCGGCGGCCAUGGAAGGCCUGGCUGGCUAUGUGUACAAGGCGGCCAGCGAGGGCAAGGUACUGACUCUGGCCGCCUUGCUUCUCAACCGGUCUGAAAGCGACAUCCGCUAUCUACUUGGCUAUGUCAGCCAGCAGGGAGGUCAGCGCUCCACGCCCCUCAUCAUCGCAGCCCGCAAUGGGCACGCCAAGGUGGUGCGCUUGCUGUUAGAACAUUACCGGGUGCAGACUCAGCAGACUGGCACCGUCCGCUUCGACGGGUAUGUCAUUGAUGGUGCCACUGCUCUUUGGUGUGCUGCAGGAGCUGGACAUUUUGAAGUGGUUAAACUUCUAGUCAGCCAUGGAGCCAACGUGAACCAUACCACAGUAACUAACUCCACUCCCUUGCGGGCAGCAUGCUUUGAUGGCAGACUGGACAUUGUGAAAUACUUGGUGGAAAAUAAUGCCAACAUCAGCAUUGCCAACAAGUAUGACAACACCUGCCUAAUGAUUGCAGCAUAUAAGGGACACACUGAUGUGGUCAGAUAUCUUUUAGAACAACGUGCAGAUCCUAAUGCUAAAGCACAUUGUGGAGCCACAGCAUUGCACUUUGCAGCUGAAGCUGGGCACAUAGAUAUUGUGAAAGAGCUGAUAAAAUGGCGUGCAGCUAUAGUAGUGAAUGGCCAUGGAAUGACACCAUUGAAAGUCGCUGCCGAAAGCUGUAAAGCUGAUGUUGUUGAACUGUUACUCUCUCAUGCUGAUUGUGACCGAAGAAGUCGGAUUGAAGCUUUAGAACUCUUGGGUGCCUCCUUUGCAAAUGACCGUGAGAACUAUGACAUCAUGAAGACAUACCACUAUUUGUAUUUAGCCAUGUUGGAGAGGUUUCAAGAUGGUGAUAAUAUUCUUGAAAAAGAGGUUCUCCCACCAAUCCAUGCUUAUGGGAAUAGAACUGAAUGUAGAAAUCCUCAGGAAUUGGAAUCCAUUCGGCAAGACAGAGAUGCUCUUCACAUGGAAGGCCUUAUAGUUCGGGAACGGAUUUUAGGUGCUGACAAUAUUGAUGUUUCCCAUCCCAUCAUUUACAGGGGGGCUGUUUAUGCGGAUAACAUGGAAUUUGAACAGUGUAUCAAAUUGUGGCUUCACGCCCUGCACCUCAGGCAGAAAGGUAACAGGAACACCCACAAGGAUCUUCUUAGAUUUGCUCAAGUUUUCUCACAGAUGAUACAUUUGAAUGAAACUGUGAAAGCCCCAGACAUAGAAUGUGUUUUGAGAUGCAGUGUUUUGGAAAUAGAACAAAGUAUGAACAGAGUAAAAAAUAUUUCAGAUGGUGAUGUCCACAAUGCUAUGGACAAUUAUGAAUGUAAUCUGUAUACCUUUCUGUAUUUAGUGUGUAUCUCUACCAAAACACAGUGUAGUGAAGAAGAUCAGUGCAAAAUUAACAAGCAGAUCUACAACCUGAUUCACCUUGAUCCCAGAACUCGUGAAGGUUUCACCUUGCUGCAUCUAGCAGUCAAUUCGAAUACCCCGGUUGAUGAUUUCCACACCAAUGAUGUCUGCAGCUUUCCAAAUGCACUUGUCACAAAGCUCCUGCUGGACUGUGGUGCUGAGGUGAAUGCUGUGGACAAUGAGGGAAACAGUGCCCUUCAUAUAAUUGUUCAGUACAACAGGCCCAUCAGUGAUUUUUUGACCUUGCACUCUAUCAUCAUUAGCCUAGUUGAAGCUGGCGCUCACACUGACAUGACAAAUAAACAAAAUAAGACUCCACUAGACAAAAGUACAACUGGGGUAUCUGAAAUACUACUUAAAACUCAAAUGAAGAUGAGUCUCAAGUGCCUGGCUGCCCGAGCAGUUCGGGCUAAUGACAUUAACUAUCAAGACCAGAUCCCCAGAACUCUUGAAGAGUUUGUUGGAUUUCAUUAAGUGACUGGAUAUGUAAAAUUGUUUAAUGUGGUGCUAAAAAGUAAAGGACUUUAAUUACAGACAAUAGAAUUAUGUGUUCAUAAAUUCUACUUUUCUUUCCAUUAUGCUUCUUCCCAACCCAUUCUUUCUUGGUUCUGUAUCUAGUCUUCUUGCCUCAUGUGGUAAUUGAUUGCAAACACACUUUGAUCAAAGCCACGUUGUUUACGUGUAACUGUAAUCUAAGGUGUUUGGAUAUUGGUCACUUACCUAUUUUCUUUUUUUUUUUUUUUUAAGGAAUGAAUAUAAAAUAUUUUGUUUGUGUAACAAGGGACAUUUAUGAUUUCAAGUUGAUAAUGUUUUAAAACAGCUGCCUACAAAAGUAUUUCUUUUAAGCCUAUGUCACAUGUUAUCCAUGCAGCAGUUUUGAAGAUUUCAUUAAGAAAAAGAAGUAAAAAAGAGCAUUAAAAGUAAUGGGAUAUCCAGGUGUACUGCACAUGUCAAACUGCUGUAGAUAGUUUUCACUCUUCCAUUAUUAACAUGGAGUGAUAUAACACAUUUUAACAUCAGGAGGAUUUAAAAAUUAUAGCUGCAGAUUAAUCUGAAAAAUGUGCUAAUUUAAUAAUAGUUACCAAUUUAUGAAGUUAAAUCCAUUGAAAUUGUUGCAUUAUGCUGGGUAGUAUAUGUAAAGUGAUAAUCUUAAACCAACUUUUCAGAGAAUAUUGAUGGACAUUUGCCUUUAGGCUUGAAUGCUUCGAAAUGUCUCUUAAUGUCAUUUGUCUAAAUUACAGCAGUCUGCAUUUGAUUCAGCUCACAGACAUGUAAAAAUUAUGAAUGAUGUGUUUUCUUAUGAAACAAAUUGUCACAAUAUAGUUAUACGUUCUAUUUUUGUCCUCUUCUCCCUUUCUUCCUGUGUUGUAUCUUUUAAAAUUUGGAAACUGUUUUUCCAGUGGACAUUAUUUGUGCCUCCCUUAUAAGGUGUUUAUGACAGAUGAAAAGGAACCAGGAUAUUUUUGAAUUUUUUCACUUUAUUUACUUAGUCUGCGAUAAGUAGAAAAUUCAUUAGUGUGGUAUAGGACAUUAAGUGUUUUUGAUGAAAAUAAUUCUCAAUGCCACUUAAAAGGUAUUUCUGUCUGACAGCUGCAAAUUUUUCAACCACAAGAUGUCACUUAUUCCAGCAGACUGUACAGAGGUCUUUAUGAUGAUUUUUUUGUGUUUUAACAGCAACAUUUAAACUGUCAAACUAAAAGUAUUCUGUGAUUAUCUUUUAAGCACAGAAAUUUAAGUAAAGGGUACACACCUAUUUCUAUUGAUGUUAAAAAUGAUAAUGAAAGUAAAAUUAGCUGUAUUUGUAAUUUUCUCUCUAGUGCCAAAUGAAUGCCUUAGCUACUCAUAGUGCAUGGUACUGUAAGUGAAGACCUGCAGCUUUUUUUUCCUUUAUGAAGAGCAUUAUAAUGAUGUAGCAACAUCAGAUAUAAACUUAAAAAAACCUGUAAGGUUUCAAUUAACAUCUUAUGUAUGGAUAUUGCUUUGUAAAGUAUUAAGAGAAAGAUUGCAGUUGGAUCAGUAUAAAACAAUGACCAAGCCAAAAUCAGCACCUAGGGCCUUAAAUAAAAUAGAGACACACCACAAAAUGAAAUACUUUGAAGGGUGGGAGGGGACGUAAGGGGAGAUUUCAAAAACUCUUUCCCCCAAGGAUGCUCUAUACUUUUUACAGUUCCUAUGUUAUACUUUGAGUGUCUUCUUGCUUCAGUUAGGAAUGUUUUGAUGGUAAAUUCUGUUGUGGCAAAAGAUUUCUAUUUUCCCAACCUGAGAUUUUACAAGGAAGGUUUUUUGGAUGGCUUAAAGGGAGGUAUUUGAAUGUACCCUAUUUGAAAAUUACUGACCUUGAUCCUCCUGGUGUGAAUCAAGGAGAUACUAUACCUUGCUCUCGGCAACUGUUGGUGGCCUGAAAGAGAAAAUGCAUUUCUUUAAGGUGGUUUAUUCACACCUUUUCCACAGCUCACAUCAGACCCUUUAUUUUUCACACUGCAAUGCCUGUUUAUUGGACAGUCUGAGGAAUAGCUAGGAUACUUGGUAUUCGGUUGGUUCCAUUAUUAAAGUAUGUAAGUUUUAAACACCAAAACUUAAAAUAUCAGACAAUGUUGCAUGUUUUAAAAACAUAUUUCAUCCCACUGGCUACCCAGGACCAGCACUGUUUAUGACACUGCUUAUUUAUAAAGUGAAGAUAAUGAUUGUAUGUACAUAUUCUGACAUCAAAAUUUAAUGACAGUGUUUUUGAGAGGGAAGACUGAAUGCUGGAGAAAGUAAAACUAUGCUGAUUGAAAUGCCGACAAAAUUGGAGAAAUAAUUUGAAGACAGUGGAAUACAUUAUGAACUGUGUUAAUGGUAACUAGAUUUUUGUUGUUUAUUAUAGUAUAGUAGUACAUUGUGCACUAUCUUGUUGAGGAUCUAAUUCUGUCUUGUAAAAUCAAUCAGAAUGUGAAUUGUGAAACACCUGUAUAAAACCAUUCUUGAAACAA